Molecule: messenger RNA, 564 nt
Organism: Fusarium keratoplasticum
Lineage: Eukaryota; Fungi; Ascomycota; Sordariomycetes; Hypocreales; Nectriaceae
Product: CUE domain-containing protein
Exons: 2
Coding region: 1-564 (187 amino acids)
Molecular function (GO): ubiquitin binding
Source: RefSeq, a predicted model, not a curated record
AUGGCGGACGAUCAGAUUUCAUUGCCGUACUUUCUGGCGAUUCUAGUGGUCUCGGGUCUGAUAAUACGAUAUCUGUUCUUCGGAGGCCCGUCGCCACCUCAAGCUACGCGCUCCCCCGAGGCAUUUAUGAGGUCAAGAGAGGUCGCUGUAGAGAGGAUACAGCAGAUGUUUCCCCAGGCGGACAGACGGAGUAUUCUUUGGGAUCUGCAACGAAACGGAGGAAAUAUCCAGAACACUACGGAGCGCAUCUUGGCCGGCCGAUUAGACACGCCCCCGAUCACCUUCCAACCACCGCCUCCUCCCGGUCAAUCCGCCGCCAGCGCCAGCGCAGCAACGGCGCCCCGACAACCGGAGAAGCCGGCGCAGCCCGACCUGAUCACGCGGUACAAUCUGAAGAACAAGCUGGACACCACGCCGUCCAGCGAGCAGGAUACUCAGGGCAAGGGCUGGAGCUCGAACCGGGACGAGCGCCAGGCUUCGCUGCAGCGCCGGCGGGACGAGAUGAUUCUCGCGGCGCGGAGGAAGAUGGAGGCCAAGAUGGCGGCGGAGAAGGCGGGCCACUGA